UCUAAAACCGUGCAGAUGACGCGUUUUCAGUGGUACUGCAUAAAAGGGACUGUAGGCUGCACCACCAUUUAGUCGCAUCACCAUCCCACCAACAACAACAUGCAGCACCUCGUGCCGCUGCUCUUGCUGACCGGCGCGGCCCUCGCCGCCUGCACCCCGACCGACGGAGCCGCGUCGGAAACCGUCGUCGCCUCCGAUGCGCCAGCACAGGCCGCCGACCCGGAUGCCGACCUCGACACGGCCGCCACCAUCAGAAGAGGAGCGCUGCCCAGCGGCGUGCUUCGCGGCAUCCCGAGGGGAGGAGGCUACGCAGAACGCUUCGACUACGUAAAAUACACAGGAGUGCCCGGAGGAUACAACGAAGGGUUCCCAGGGCUGGGCUACGUACAUCCAGGCUUCGGCGGUUACCCCGCGUCAGGUUCCGGUGGCUAUCAAGACUACGCUGUGGUGGGACUCGCCGGAUAUCCUGGAGUCCAUCCAUAUGGUUGGUUUCCAUAAGUGGGCUGAAGGAAACCAGGCAAUUCGGAG
Pollicipes pollicipes is the source of this 528-nucleotide messenger RNA. RefSeq lists its product as uncharacterized. The transcript is spliced from 3 exons. The record is from RefSeq and is a predicted model, not a curated record. NCBI's taxonomy places the organism in Eukaryota, Metazoa, Arthropoda, Thecostraca, Pollicipedomorpha, Pollicipedidae. The coding region runs from base 100 to 498 and encodes 132 amino acids.